Molecule: messenger RNA, 987 nt
Organism: Colletotrichum graminicola M1.001
Lineage: Eukaryota; Fungi; Ascomycota; Sordariomycetes; Glomerellales; Glomerellaceae
Product: aldo/keto reductase
Exons: 1
Coding region: 1-987 (328 amino acids)
Cellular component (GO): cytoplasm
Source: RefSeq, a predicted model, not a curated record
AUGCCUCAGCUUAACGGACAAGAAGUUGGCCAGAUCGGCUAUGGCCUUAUGGGCCUUACCUGGCGCCCGCAGCCCUGUUCCGAAGAGCAAGCCUUCGAGGCCAUGCGUGCUGCACUCAAGAACGGCUGUAAUUUUUGGAACGGCGGAGAAUUUUACGGAACGCCAGAGUACAACAGCAGCGUUUUACUCGAGCGCUACUUUGCCAAAUAUCCCGAGGACGCCGACAAGGUCGUGCUCAGCAUGAAGGGCGGUCUCCGCCCGGGCCUGCGCCCUGACGGCUCCCCAGAGGGCAUCCGUCGCUCCCUUGACAACAUCAUCGGGCAGCUCAAAGGCCGCAAGAAGGUUGAUAUCUUCGAGUGCGCGCGCCGUGACAAGGACACGCCCCUGGAGGUCACUUUCGGCGUCAUCCAGAAGGAGUACAUUGACACGGGUAAGGUCGGCGGCAUCUGCCUCUCCGAAGUCUCGGCCGCAACUAUUCACGAGGCCGUCAAGCACGCAAAGAUUGUCGGUGUUGAGGUGGAGCUCAGUCUCUUCUCGACGGAAAUCCUCAACAACGGAGUCGCCACGGCGUGUGCUCAGUACGGCAUCCCAAUCAUCGCCUACUCGCCUGUCGGCCGCGGCAUGCUCACCGGCCAGAUCAAGACGCUGGACGACAUUCCCCAAGAAGACAUACGCCGUCACCUGCCGCGUUUCCAACCUGACACGUUCAGCAUCAACAUUAAGCUCGCUGAACAAGUGGAGGAGCUGGCGAGGAAGAAGGGAGUCACACCAGCGCAGCUGGCCAUUGGAUGGGUGAUGGCGCUGUCGAGGCGGCCCGGCAUGCCGGAAAUCAUUCCGAUUCCUGGUGCUACGACGGCAGAGAGAGUCAAUGAGAACGCCAAGUUGGUUAAGCUUACUGACGAGGAGAUGAGCGAGAUCGACGCAACAUUGGCCAAGUUCGAAGUCGUGGGUGGUCGCUAUCCCGACGGUGCCCCUGUCAACACAUAA